Molecule: messenger RNA, 4026 nt
Organism: Bombina bombina (fire-bellied toad)
Lineage: Eukaryota; Metazoa; Chordata; Amphibia; Anura; Bombinatoridae
Gene: TTC6
Product: tetratricopeptide repeat domain 6
Exons: 24
Coding region: 1-3879 (1292 amino acids)
Molecular function (GO): protein binding
Source: RefSeq, a predicted model, not a curated record
AUGGAUGAAUUGUCUUCGGUGCCACAGGAAACGGAUUCUUCAGGAGAGGAACAGUUAGACGCAGAGGACCAAGCACAUUUGGAGCGAGUAUUAAUUCGGAGACAUGAUUCUUUGCCUUGCAUCACCUCUUUACCUAUAAUUCCAUGUGCCAAAUUACCAAAGAUUGCACGCUCAACAUCUGCUCAAGACUUACCUCGUCACAAGGACUAUAAAUUUCAUCUGUCAGCUAACUUUCAGACAAGCAUGAAAGAGCUUGAGAUGUGGAAGCGGCACAUUCUCAAUCCAACAGCCACAAUAGAUAGUUUAAACCUUAACAUUAACAUCAUUGAAAACCAAGUUACUGACACUCUUUCCAAUGUCCCAGAAAACUCCAAAGUAAUAAUAUCAGGGGCUAGAAUCAGACCAAAGGUUGAUGUAAACAAUAUCACAAAGAUAAAACGUAAAAAAAGGAAAAAAAUGCUGGACCCACAGAAACUGCAGCUGAUCUUCGAGGAACUGAGCAAAUCUACACAUAUUUUGGAAAGAUCUAGAUCCCUUGAAAGUCUGGCAUGCCCUGAAAGUGCACACCCUACAACUCUACAUCGCUUCCGGAGUUCCAGCCUUCCACGACAACUGGAAUUUUAUAGCUUUGUUAAGCGCUAUGGUGGAAUACAGGCUGAUCAGGAGGUGCGGGAAUGGGUGCGUGACAUCUGGAACAAAUGGUUUGAUGAAGUCUUUCCACCAAGUCCGGCUUCAGUGGAAGAGACAUUUGAGCAGUUUAAUAUCGCAAGUAGUGACUAUAUUCAACAAGAUAGCAAGAAGGAAAUGUCACUGUUAGCAGCUCUUGUAUCUGUGCCCCCAGUUCUGGUAGAAGACCCAGUUGCAUCUGUUGAGGAUGUGAAAAGUGAAAUUGUACAUCUGUCACUUCAAAUUGAGGGUACAGAGAUGCCCUCUGGUUUUCACUACUGUAGAAGAGGAGCACUAAAUAGAAAACUGGGAAAUAUAAAUCCAGCUCUUCAGGACUUAAGUAUGGCCAUAGAACUACAACCAGAUCUGGUAGAUGCAUACUGGCACAGACAUUUAAUUUAUCUUCUGCAAGGAAAAUCAAAUGAAGCAUUAGAUGAUUUGAACAUCAUUAUCAAGCUAAAGAAAUCCCAUGCAGAUGCGUAUUUGUCCAAAGCUGAAAUAUUUAAAAAGAAUCAAGAUUACACUAUGGCUAUUCUCAGCUAUACACAGGCUCUUAAAUGUCGCCCCACUGACGAUGAUAUAUACUUCCGCAGAGCACAAAUGUACGAGACUCGGGAUGAAAUUGUUCUUGCUAUGGAUGAUUAUGCCCAGUGUUUUUACAAUAAUCCGAAGCGAGCAGAUGCACUUUUGAAGCACGGCUUAUAUUACUUUAAUAAUGGCAAUUGGACUGCUGCAGUGCAAGAUCUCAGCGCUCUUAUCAUGCUGGACUUUAACAAUGUGGAAGCCAGACUUUAUCGUGGGAGAGCAUACACAAAACUGUCUCGUUACACAGAAGCAGCAGAAGAUUUGUCAGCAGCUAUUCACUUGGCUCCCAAUAACUGGCUGGCUUUUUAUUAUCGUGGAUGUCUGCUGCGAAAAUGCCAUCCACAACGCGCUCUGCAGGAUUUUAGUAUUUCAGUGCUGCUUCAUGAAGGCUAUGAGAACCUGAAUGCUUUCCUGUACCGGGGGAUUCUGUACACUGAUUUGGGCUUGUGGUCAGAGGCUGAGUUUGACUUUGAACAUGUUCUUGCUCUGGAUAAGACUGUAGUAAUGGCGCAUGUGAAUAUGGGUCUCAUCUCCCUUCUACACCGGAAUCAAUAUGCUCAAGCUAUCCGCCACUUCUCUGCGGCUCUCAGAGUUGAUCCUAUUAAUAUAAAGUCGUAUCUGUGCAGAGCUGAGGCCUAUUAUAAGGUAAAGGAUUUGCAUAGUGCCUUAAAAGAUGUAACUCGUGUAAUUCAUUUGCACCCUGACACCUCUCAAGCUUAUAUCAUGAGGGGUCAGUAUUUACAUGAGAUGAAGAGACUCGAUGCUGCCAGCUUCUGUAUACACCAGUUAUCUGAAAUGACUCAAGGCUCCUCGCCCGUUCAGCUAGCUUUGGUACAGACAUUUCACCAGAAAUAUAACAGUGCUAUCGAUACCUUACAGUCUGCUAUCAAAGGCAAACCAGAACCCACCCUGCUGAUUUCACUUGGGAAAACUCAGAUGAAAGCAAAGAAAAACAAGGUUAAAACUGUUCUGUCUGAUGCUACAGAAAGUUUCAGACAGGCUCUAAAGCUUUUAAGUUCAUCUACUCACCAGACACCAUCCACUUCCAUCAAGGCAGAGGUUUUUUACCUUUUGGGGCAAUGCUACAUGGAACAGUACGAUUUUUUACAGGGUCUUGAGGCAUUUACCAAUGCAAUAAAAUACCGUUCUGGUUAUUUUGAUGCAUAUUUGCAGCGUGGGCUAUGUCGCAUGCAUCUUCAACAGUCAAAAUGUGUGGAGGAUUUCAACCGAGCUCUAGAAAUCAACCCAGAUUAUUUCCAGGCCUAUAUGUGUCGUGCUGCAUAUUAUGGAUUUAGGAAGAGGUAUACCAAAGCCAUCAUGAACUGCAACUCUGCUAUCAAAGUACAACCUAAGAGUGUAAGAGCUUACCUGUACAGAGGAUCCUUGAAAUACCAUAUAAAGGCUUAUAAAUUGGCCAUUGAAGAUUUAACUAAAGCAGCUGAGCUGGAUCCAUCUUGUUCACUAGCCUAUUACAACAGAGGAGCUUGCUACCAUCAGAUCAAGAUGUAUGAGAAGGCUCUUAUAGAUUACAGUAUUGUAAUUCUCCUUGGAGGGCAGAAGGAGGUUGAUAAUAAAGUUCUCAUGAACCGUGGCUUGCUUUACCUGGAACUUGAUGAUUAUGCCAAUGCAUUGCAGGACUUUAUGGCUCUAGCUAGGAAAACGCCUGGAGACAUUCAGAUUCAUCAGGUUAUAGGAAACUGCCAUCAGAGAUUACAGCAAUAUGAGAAUGCUGUACAUGCAUUCAGCCAAGUACUACAGUUGAAUCCUCUGUGUCCAUCGGGUUACAUUGGUCGUGGCAAUGCCUAUAUGGAAUAUAAGCAUGAACUUGGUACUAAGCUGGCUCAGCGAGAUUUUGUGAGAGCUCUUCAUCUUAACCCCAAAUGCACUGAAGCGCGAAUCUGUCUGGGAUAUAACUUACAGGCUCAGGGACAUUUUCAGAGAGCCUGGAAUCAAUUUACUGUGGCACUGGAUAUUAAUGCACACAUUGCUCUUGGGUUUGAAGGUCGUGCCAUUGUCAGUCUACAGAUGGGAGACACAUUUGCUGCUCUGCAAGACAUGAAUGCUGCUUUAAAGCUUGGCGUCACUGCACCUUUACUGACCAACCGUGGAGUGGUUCACCAGUUCAUGGGGAAGCUGUCUAAUGCAAUGAGAGAUUACCAGGCAGCUGUCUCAGCCAAUCCCAAGUAUUCACUGGCUUAUUUUAAUGCAGCAAACUUGUAUUUUCAUAAUCGCCAGUUCACACAGGCCAAAGAAUACUACUCAAAAGCUCUAGAGCUUGACCCUGAGAAUGAAUCAGCUGUUUUAAAUCGCGGCAUCACAAAAAUGUUGUUACAAGAUGUACAAGGAGCUUUGCAAGACUUCCAGACUGUUGUAGAUCUGUGUCCGUUCUCCUCUGCGGCCUUCUUUAAUCGUGCAAAUCUACAUAACACUUUGCAACAGUAUCAGCAGGCGGAGCGAGAUAUAACCCACGCUUUAAUGUUACAACCCGAGGAUCCUUUAAUGUACAAAUUGAGGGCUGACAUUAGAGGAAAAAUGGGAUUACAAAAGGAAGCCAUUGAUGACUAUGAGCGAGCUAUAAUGUUACUACAGGAAAGUACAGAUGCUCAGAGACAGAUGCUCACUAUAUGAGAACUCUACUGGCCGCAUCUUACAGGAACGUGUUUCUUAAAGAGAGAUAUUUGCAACAUUGAAUGGAAUCCUGUUUUACCUAGCACCAGAACUGUUGCAUUCUCAUUGUAGAAAAAUGUAUUAAUUAAAGGGACACUCAAGCCAAAA